Saccharomycodes ludwigii is the source of this 4980-nucleotide messenger RNA. RefSeq names its product mitogen-activated protein kinase kinase kinase BCK1 (gene BCK1). Lineage: Eukaryota; Fungi; Ascomycota; Saccharomycetes; Saccharomycodales; Saccharomycodaceae. Gene Ontology annotation, molecular function: ATP binding; protein kinase activity. Bases 1 to 4980 code for a protein of 1659 amino acids. The record is from RefSeq and is a predicted model, not a curated record. The transcript has a single exon. Gene Ontology annotation, biological process: protein phosphorylation.
AUGCAUGAAAGUAUUGGUGGUCCAUUGUUACAACCCACACAGAGUAAUCUUAGCACGGAUAAUAAAAGUGUAGCAGUGGAAAAUAAUAAUAAAUUAAAUGUCCCUCAAACAUAUAGGCACUUUAAAUCUGAAGAAAACUUUAGCUUUGGUAAAAAAGCCAUCGAUGAAAACAAACUGAUAUUUGACUGGGAUGUUACAAACCCAAAAGAAUGGAGCCUGAAAAGAGUAACCACAUGGUUUCGACUAAAUGGUUUUAAUAACACUUGGAUAUUAUUUUUUAAAAGAAAUCAGAUAUUUGGGGAUGAUUUUCUAAAGUUAAUGGCAUAUGAUAAUUUUGUUAAAUAUGAAAAAUAUUUAUCCAUCAAUAAAAAUUCAUGCUACGAACGGUUCCAAUAUUUAUUGAAAAGAACAAUGGAAGACAACGUUAUUUUGCAGCAUUCCCACAAAAAAUCAAAUAGUUCCUCUGAUUCAAGUAGUUGUACCAUUACCAGUGGUAGCAGCGGGAAAAACAACAACAACAAAAUUUCUAAAACACACGUCAGAUCACAUUCGGAAACUACAUUUGUGGAUCCUUUGAACGUUAAAUCCAUUAGUCCUACUAUUUCAAAUCCCAGUACGCCAUUUAGACUAAGCAAAAAUAUGAUUGGCUCGGGCAAAACAACUUCCAACCAUUCGUAUUCACCAUCAUCCGCAACUAGUUCAUCUCUAUCUUCACCAUUAUUUGCUGGUGCAUUCACACAUAAUAAAACCUUAUCUAACGGCAGUGACAAUAGUAACGGCAGUAAUAGCAGCAACGGCAGUAACGGCAGUAACGGAAACAUGAAAAGUAUUAGUGAAGUUGGUAACUCUUUGCUUUGCACUAAUGGAGAACAGCAAGAACCCCAAUUGCAUGUACAUCAACUACAACCAACACAGCAAACAAAACUUCAAAGCUUUGGUUACUCUCUACCUUUACCAAAAACGCAUCAAAAGGCCAAAAGUGCAUCUUCUCUAUAUAGAAGAAGUUUGAUUUCCUUAAGAGGAAUCAGUACAAAUUCAAAUAGUACUACAACAAUAACAAAUAAUAAUAAAAGCAAAAAAAAUAUGAGCGUGGGCAAUACUCCGAUAUUAAAUUUGAAAAAUAAAGGUAGCAUACCAAAUAUCAAAGUUUCCACCAAUGCUGAUGACAUAUAUGCAAACAUCCAAAGUUCUAACAAAGACUCCAUUAAUACUAAUUCAUUGGUAUCUAGUAAUUCUAGUUCGGUAUCAAAGGGUAGUAAAAUAAUACCGAACAUCAAGAAUAAUAAUAAUAAUAAUAAUAACGCAACAUGCAACAAAUCAGAUACAAAAAUAUCUCCAUUAUCUCCUAGUCAUAAUACCUUUUUUAAAAAGCACCAAAAAACCAGCUCUAAUGAAUCAUCCCUCUUCAAUUCAUUAUUCUGGAGUAAUAGUGGCAAUGAUAGUAAUGCCAAUAACACCAACUUGGAAUCUGAUGCCAAUAUUGAUUCGUACACUUUAUCUUCUCAACGUUCCCCAUUGUCCACCCAUUCUGUAUCCAGACAAUCAUCUAAUGUUACUGUACUUGGUGAAAAUCCAAUAUCGCCUGAUAUUGUUACAAAAUCUAAAGUUACUCCAGUAACUUCGAAUAUUGACCAUGAAGAAAGUACUAAAAUUACAUCGAAACAAAUAAAUUUGGAGUUGGAUAGUGAUUUUUUACCGAAUGGUCAUAACGAUCCUAAUUUAAAUGCUAAAAAGUAUAUUCUAUUAACCAAAGACAAAAUGGCAUAUUUUCCAUUAGAUAUUAGCGGCGUGGAGUUGGUAGAAGACUUUGAAGAAAAGAUAUUAAACGAACUAUCCAUUAGACAUAAAAAUUAUAAUAUUCAUUUAAUUAAUUUUGACUCCAAAAUAGGCACAAAGCCUUUAAAUUGCGAGGCUUUAAAAUAUAUUAUAGAAAAUAAAUUUCCUGAUGAUUUGUCUAAAUUUUAUGUUAAAGAUUUGUUGAAAAUACAACUUAAUCCAAAGAAGAGCAAUUCCUCUGUAAUAUUAAAAAGUAAAAAGGGGCCAAUUAUAUCAGCAACUAGUAGUAUUAAAACUUUUACCAAUGCUGAUUCUACAAAUAAUGGUACUGCUACGGACUCGAGUGAAUUGGCUGCUGGAGCAAAAAGGGUAACCGCCAAAGUCUCUCCAGGAGCACCUCAGCAGUCUUAUGACAAACAUAUACCUAACAACCUAUCAGAUAGGGCAGAUACACCUACCACAUCCCGCAAAAUUGAUUAUAUGAAUUCCAAAGAUUAUUUAACUUAUUCUUCCAAUAAUUCCUCUUUUAAAGUUAUUAUACCUGAUAACAGCCAUAAAAUAGAUUUUAAUGAAAAGAGAGAUUCGCCAUAUUCUAUAUUAGAGCCAAAACGGGAGGCACCAAAACCACCAACAACUAUCACUACCGACAAUAACAUUAAGGAUCAUAAAAAUUUUAAAGCAACUACAGUAAAUAGGAGAGAUAGUUUGAAAUCCAUCAGAAGAAACACAAGACCUCCAUUAAAGAGACCACCGCCACCUGUUAACAUCGAUGCUAGCGUAUCUUUAAAUGCUGCAAUAAACAAUACCACUCAAUCUAGAAGAGUUAUUUCUAAUCAAGAUACCAACGUUUCUGCAUACACACCAGCAACAUCGCAAGUAUUAGUUCCGCAGCCAUAUAAGGGGUUGAAUCCUGUUACUAUCUCGCAAACAUCUACCACCAGUAACACUAAUAGUCUUACCAGAAGUUUGUCCAAGAAACAAAGUGCUACUUCUUUGGUUAGUAGCAGUUCGUAUGAUUCUUCGUCACCAUCCAAUAAUAUCAUGAAUAGGUCUAACUCGUCUGUUCAAUCUUCAAUGGUGUUUCAAUCUCCUCCAAGGCUACUUGAAAGAACUAGUUCCAGGCGUGUUAUUUCCUCUGCCUCAGCAGCAGACAUUUUUGAUGAAAAUGACAUUUCUUUUGCUGAUGCUCCACAAUUAAGCGAAGAUGAUUGUGGCGAACGUAUUAGCAGAGGGGAUACCAAGGUUUUCGAUGAAAAUGGUAAAAAUAGUGCUGUGAAUAGUGAACUUGAUGAAUCUAUUUACGAAUCUGCUUCAGAAAAACAAGUGACCUCACAAGACGAGGACUGUGGUGACGAUAGAUGCAGUGAUUCUUCUACUGGUAUAGUAUGGGCAAAUAAUGAUGCCAGACUUAAGAAUAAUAAAAAUACUAAGCCACCAGUAUCUAUUUUCUCCUGCUCAUCCUCUUCCUUUUCCUCCACCUCUUCUUCUUCUUCUUCCUCUUCUUCUUCUUCUUCUGUUGGUAUUAAUUGGAAGAAAGGAGUUAAUCAUACUGCACAAGGUUCAAAGCUUAAUACCGAUGUUGCUGUGAAUGACGCUGAGGUUAAUACAAGUGAUGACGAUGAAAAUGUUGGUAUAUUCUGGAAAAGCGACAAUGCAAAAAAUAAGAAAGACACAUCAAAAACAUUUAUCAGUAAAGAUGACGAGACCAAUGUAACUUCUCUUGAAGAUGAGGAUUCGACGCUAUCGCUUUCAAAAGCAAGCGAAAAUGGCUCUGAACCCAAGACUUUAAACGAUAUAUCCAGAAAAAUGACCAUUAGACCUACGCCAGAGGUUGUUUAUCAAAAUUUGGAAAUGUUUUUCCCCUCUGCAGAUUUAGAUAAACCAAUAUUAGAAGGUGCCACUCCACCGACUUCACCUAAGACACUGGAUCCAAAAAAUAGCAACAAAAAUAUGAGUAUUUUGCCCGCGCUGCAAGAUAUGUAUAAAUCAUAUACCCAAUGUUCCACAAAGAAGCCAUCUAUAGAGCAAGGGUUGUGUUCACCAAAUAGAUCAUUGAACACUACGUCUAAUUCAGCGAAGAAAUCUCCCGGUAAUAAUACAUUAGGUGUUCCUAAAAGGAAAAAAACAAUUAGAAUGGUAGCGCAUGAAGCACGCGAAGCCAGAAAGAAAACCAGUAAGAAAUUGAAAAGACAUAAUACUACUAAAUUGUGGGGCACAAAGGUAAUUGAAAUAACUGAUAAGCAAAAUUUUGUUUCUAUUAACAAAAAAAAGAAUUCAGAUGGCCAAUAUAAAGAAUUUGCCUGGAUUAAGGGGGAGAUGAUUGGUAAGGGGUCAUUUGGUGCUGUAUUUAUUGGGUUGAAUGUUACCACUGGAGAAAUGAUAGCUGUUAAACAGGUUGAAGUACCCAAAAGCAGGUCAACUAACGAAAAUACCAAGAAUCUUGUUGAAGCUCUAAAAAAAGAAGUGGAAACUUUAAAGGAUUUGGACCAUCUCAAUAUUGUUCAAUAUUUGGGCUUUGAAGUGAAAAAUAAUGUUUAUAGUUUGUUUUUAGAAUAUGUGGCUGGUGGAUCUGUUGGCUCUUUAAUUAGAAUGUAUGGCAGAUUUGAUGACCAACUUAUCAGAUUUUUAACAGAGCAAGUGUUACAAGGUUUAUAUUAUUUACAUUCAAGGGGGAUUUUGCAUAGGGAUAUGAAGGCAGACAAUUUACUAUUAGAUGUUGAUGGUGUUUGUAAAAUCAGUGAUUUUGGUAUUUCGAAAAAGAUCAAUAAUGUUUAUAGUAAUGCUGACAUGACCAUGAGGGGCACUGUGUUUUGGAUGGCACCUGAAAUGGUUGAUACAAAGCAAGGCUACAGUGCUAAAGUUGAUAUAUGGUCUUUGGGUUGUGUUGUUUUGGAAAUGUUUGCUGGGAAAAGACCUUGGUCUAAUUUGGAAGUUGUUGCAGUAAUGUUUAAGAUUGGCAAAUAUAAAGUGGCACCACCUAUCCCUGAAGAUACAUUGCCUUUGAUCUCAAAAGAAGGUAGGUUUUUCUUGGAUUCCUGUUUUGAAAUUGAUCCAGAAAAAAGACCGACUGCAGAUAUGUUGUUAAAAAAUGAUUUUUGCGUUGUCGACACGAAUUUUAAAUUUGGCGACACAGGAUUAUCCAAGUUUAUUAGGGAGAAUGAUGAAAUAUUAACAAACCAGUUUAAACAAGAUUUUAAUAGAUGA